This is a messenger RNA of Gossypium arboreum, 363 nucleotides long. Its product is annotated as aspartate aminotransferase, chloroplastic-like. The coding region runs from base 1 to 363 and encodes 120 amino acids. The record is from RefSeq and is a predicted model, not a curated record. Gene Ontology annotation, biological process: biosynthetic process; amino acid metabolic process. Gene Ontology annotation, molecular function: transaminase activity; pyridoxal phosphate binding. The transcript is spliced from 2 exons. NCBI's taxonomy places the organism in Eukaryota, Viridiplantae, Streptophyta, Magnoliopsida, Malvales, Malvaceae.
AUGUACUCGAAUCCUCCUGUUCAUGGGGCGAGAAUUGUCGCCAACAUUGUUGGGGAUUCAGCUCUCUUCAAGGAAUGGAAUGCGGAGAUGGAAAUGAUGGCAGGGAGAAUCAAGAAUGUGAGACAUAAAUUAUUUGAUAGUCUUUCUUCCAAAGAUAAAAGUGGGAAGGAUUGGUCUUUCGUUCUUAAGCAGAUCGGGAUGUUUUCGUUCACAGGCUUAAACAAAGCUCAGUGCGAUAAUAUGACAAACAAGUGGCAUGUUUAUAUGACCAAGGAUGGAAGGAUAUCACUUGCAGGAUUAUCUUUGGCUAAGUGUGAAUAUCUAGCUGACGCCAUCAUUGACUCAUACCACAAUGUGAGUUAA